Molecule: messenger RNA, 2664 nt
Organism: Saccharomyces eubayanus
Lineage: Eukaryota; Fungi; Ascomycota; Saccharomycetes; Saccharomycetales; Saccharomycetaceae
Gene: CYK3
Product: Cyk3p
Exons: 1
Coding region: 1-2664 (887 amino acids)
Molecular function (GO): protein binding
Source: RefSeq, a predicted model, not a curated record
AUGGCUACGAACUUGGCGUCUUUAAAACCACCGUUUAAGGUGAAGGCUAGAUAUGGUUGGUCGGGCCAAACCAAAGGUGAUUUAGGAUUUUUGGAAGGAGAUAUCAUGGAGGUCACAAGAAUUGCCGGCUCUUGGUUCUACGGCAGGUUGCUAAGAAACAAAAAGUGUUCUGGAUAUUUCCCUCAUAAUUUUGUUAUAUUAUUAGAAGAAAGGCUAAACUCAAACUCUCUAUCAGAAAACAGUAGACAAUCUUCAAAAAGAGCAGAAAAUCUAGAGACUUCAAAUAAAGUUGUUAUUCCACCGGUUCCAUCAAGGUUUUCUUUUGAGGAGUCAAGAACCAAGAAAAAGUUAUCUUCAUCCGUACCAAACUCCCCAAAAAGACCAGCUGAUUCAUUGACAAAGGUUAGAAAGGCGAGAUCAAAGGAAAUAAUAAACGAAGAAAGUAUUUAUAAUACCCAAUCCUCACGGCAUCAAAACAUCUCUGCACCAAAUCUACCUAUAUCUAACCAAACCAAGCCCAAGGUACGAAACUUUGAAGAUUCCUUGAAGAACCCAUUACCACCGUUGCCACCAUUACCUGAUUUGAGCAAUAUGAGAAGAACAGAUAGAAGAACGCCAAAGAAAUCACAUUCUGCCAACGAUCUCAAUUUAGCUCGCUCUUCCAGAGAGUACAACUACUAUAAAGAUAACCAAAAGUUUUACGACGGAUUUAUUCCAGAAAAGAGAUCUUCUUUGGGGGAAGAUUCUAUUUCGUCAGGCUUAUUUUCAAAUUCUCAGUACCUGGAUGACUCGGUAUGUAGCAGUGAGAACAGUUUUGCGUUAAUGAGUGAUUUCAGUGCUACUAGUGCUGGAAGUUUUGCAAGGCACAAAUAUGCUCAGUCGUUUUCUGAUUCGUUGCAGAGAUCUCAACAUGCAUUUACUUCUACAAACAAAGGCGAUGAUCAACAGCAAUUUAGUGAUUCUAAUUCUAGUUCAAGAAACGGUAAAAUGGGCGAUAUAUUGAGAAAAAUAAUCAUUCCAAAGAGGAGUACCAAUAAUGCAUCCAGCUCAAUAUCUUCACCACAGUCUCCGAAAGCAUAUCCCAAACUACCAGACAUCCAAAAUUUGAACCUGUCUGCGACACCCAAUGAAGCUCGUGACUGGAUUGCGGUGAAAUGUCAUUUAAACAGAGCAAGAACUCUGACAAAAUAUGAGAAGCAUCCGAGGUAUAUGAGAGCACUCGAAGAAAAUCGAGAUUUAGUCUUGCAUCCUCAAGAUUCCAUUUAUAACGGCUUAAACACUAAUGAAGUCAAAGGUAAUACAAAACCUGGUUUGGUUGAUGUGGAACUGGCUGCGUUAAACAUAGAAUAUAUUGAUAAGAUGACUUGGAAACGAUGUGUUAAAGACGGAGGCAUGACAUUAGAUUCUUGGGCUCAAACAACGUUUUCAGCAAGAUACUCAACUGUUUUGGAAAAAUUGAGAGGAGUGUACAUUUUUUGUACGGAAAUGUUUGCACUAACUGAUGACAAUGGAUCCUCAGAUUUCUCUUCAGAACCUGAAAACUUGGGGAAAACACUAUUUAAAAAGCAUUGCACACCGUAUGAAUUAACUUGGCUCUUCAAAAAAUUAGCCAAUUCACUGGGAAUCAUUUGUGAGGUUGUUAUAGGUUUCUUAAAGACACCAAGUGCGGUGAAUUGGGAAUUCAAGUAUAACCAUUGUUGGCUAAGGGUAUUGGUUAACAGAGAAUGGAGGUUUAUUGAUGUUAUUCUAGGAAAUACAACUAAUCCAAUUCACGAAUUUGUUAAUAACAGAAAAAUUAAAAAAGCUGAAAACAGUUACUUCUUGAUGGCUCCAUUAGAAAUGAUUUACACACAUAUACCACCCAGGGAAUUCGAACAACACAUUGUCCCUAGCAUUGAUCAAUUGUCUGCGUUAUACCUACCGUUAGUCUUUCCAUCGUUUUUCAAAAAUGAGUUGAAGUUAUAUAAGUUUAGCACUGCUUUGUCUUUUUUGGAGGAUUCUGAAGUUUACGAAUGCUCUUUGGAAAUUCCUAAUGACGUCGAGGUGUUUGCAUCAGUGGUUAUCCCAACCGAUAAUGAAGAAAUUUCAAAUGCGUAUAGGAAUAUGGAAUUAGCAUUAACUCAAAUCAAAAAGCAAAAAGCAGAUUCCGGCAGGAGAGUUGCUCUCAUCAAAGCCAUUUUGCCACCCGGUGUAAGCAAAGGUUCACUAUACGUACAUUCUGGUGUGAGAGGUACACAAACCAGUAUUGCUAAUAUUCAUCCACUGUCCAUGAUGAUCCCGUUAACACAUAAGGGAAAUGAUAUGAAAUACGAAUUCUUAGUCAAGAUUCCUUCAGAAAGCAUCCAAAAAGUCGAACUAUACAUUGUUGAACCUCAGAGCAGACAUUUGUUUGCUGAUAAUGAUUACUCAUUCGAAAUUAUCCAAAGUCCUUCUGAUGGUAUUAUAUACACCAGUGACGAAGGACCAAACCAGAAUCGGAGACAGCCGAUGGCGGUGAAGUCACCUUCAGGAAGAGUUCACGAACUAGUAAAAAGCGACCCCCAUUUUCCUUACGGCACCUGGAAGACAAGCAUCAAGGUUAAAGAGCCUGGUGUGUGGAGCGCUUUAGUAAUUGCUGACUCCGGGAUUGGUUGGUCUGUUUUUGCCGAAUGGUUGUGCGUAUGA